AUGACACCUUCAGCAUCGAGCCAUCGCGACAACGACGACGACAACGGAACGUGCCCUGAGGGACAACACUACCACCAGUCCAAGGUAGACCGCCUUCCUCCUACGAAGGAAAACAUUUUUCUCGACCGGAGCCGGCGCAUUGGAGCCAUGAACACCUCACUCGGCCUCGUCCCCUCGCGAUCCCUCCUCCACCUCGGUCUGCGCGUCGCCUGCCGCCACGCCGCGAGCACCAGCUGCAGCGCCUCCCCGGCCGCCUCCCGGCUCCUUUCAACAUGCACAACCCUCCGCAGACCCGUCUCUAGCAGACCACACUCGGCAUGGUCGACACUCCGCCAAACCCAAUGGCCCUCCCCGGGCCUUGCCGCGACAUCUAACCUCCCAGCACGAAGAUGGGCGUCCUCCUCACCGCCGCCCAAGAACGAGCCCAUCCUCCGAGACUACGUCGACCUCCCGCUGGACUACAAGGACAAGAUUGGCCUGCGUUUCCGGGCCACCGACCUCACCCCCGCCGAGACCAAGGCCGUCUUCGGCCCCUCCCUCAAGCCCGCCGCCGCGAAUCGCCUGCUGCGCAUCAUGCACGGCCGCCGCGUCGCGGGAUCCCUCGACGACCCGGCCUUUAGCGUAAACACCGCUGCGUUCACGGCCCAACAGCGCGACGCCGCCCUCAGAUACCUCCGCAAGAUCGUCCCUGUCGACGAAGUCCUCAACGCCGGUCUGCGCGCCGAGGACGAGCUCGCCGCGUUGGAGAAGGAGCUCUCCGAGAGCGUCGACGAGGAUUCUUCGGGCGCAAAGACGCCGUCUCUCAAGGACAAGGACACCGCCGCCGAAACCGCCGCCGAGAGCCCCAAGGGAGCCUACAAAGCGGAUCCGGUAUACGGCUACAGCGCCCUCGACGCCAUCCGCGCCAAGAACCAGGCCAAAGCCGCUGAGAAAGAGAAGCGUCUCGCCGAGGAGGCUAGGCAGAAGGACCUCGAGAACCCGGGCACCCUCGCGACCCUCGACAUUAAGCGCCCGCCCAUGAGCCCGCGCAUGCAAAAGUGGACCGAGGAGGCGAGCUCCGACCUCGAGGCCCCGCCGCCGCUGACCCUCGCUGAGCGCCUACUCCCGUCCGUGGCAGUCGUCCUGUUGCUGGUCGGCCUGCUCUCGGCCUUCGCUGCGGUCUACACCCCGCCCCGUGACGCCGACCGGCUGUACCCCGAGGUCUCCGCUUCGACCGCGACCGUCGGCGCGUUGAUCGGCCUGAACGUGCUCGUCUCCCUCGCGUGGCGCGUGCCGCCGCUGUGGCGGUUCCUGAACAAGUACUUUGUGCUGGUGCACGGCAUGCCGCGCGCCGUGUCGAUGAUCACGGCCAACUUCUCGCACUCUUCGCUGGGCCACCUGGCGACCAACAUGGUCGGGCUGUGGUUCAUGGGCACCGCGCUGCACGACGAGGUCGGCCGCGCCAACUUCCUGGCCAUCUACCUCGCCUCCGGCGCCGUCGGCUUGCUCGGCAGCCUGACUGUGUUCACGCUGCGGGGCCUGCUGACCGUUUCGACCGUGGGCGCGUCGGGCGCCGUGUUCGGCGUCGCGACGGCGUACUUCUGGAUGCACCGCUUCGACUCGUUCAAGGUGCUCGGCCUCCCGCCGGAUCCGAUGAACGGCCCGCAGGGCCUGGGGUUCAUCGCCAUGAUCCUUGGCUUCCACGUCUACGCGUUCUUCCGGAGGGGCAGGCAGACCAUCGACCUGACGUCCCAUCUGUUCGGUAUGCUGGCGGGCUUGGUGGGCAUCGAGCUCGCGACGGGGAAGAAGGAGGCGGCGAGGGAGGAUGGCCUGGAGAAGAAGAGGGACGACCUUGUCAAGGAUGCGCCGCCUCACGAGAGCGAUGGCGACGUCAAGGCAUGA
Molecule: messenger RNA, 1881 nt
Organism: Colletotrichum spaethianum
Lineage: Eukaryota; Fungi; Ascomycota; Sordariomycetes; Glomerellales; Glomerellaceae
Product: rhomboid protein 2
Exons: 2
Coding region: 1-1881 (626 amino acids)
Cellular component (GO): membrane
Molecular function (GO): serine-type endopeptidase activity
Source: RefSeq, a predicted model, not a curated record